CGAAAUUCCAUUGUUGACGCCAUCUCGAUUGCCCUUGACGUCUCACGAUCCCAUUUUCCGUCUCUGUUCUCCUGCUUGUUCUUAUCACAUCUCCCCGCCAAAUCUCUUCCACCAUGCUUGCCAGGUCAGUCCUGAGGUCCUGCGGGCCUCUUCGCCAGAACUUCCGCACAUACGCGACCGAAGCUCAGAAGCCGUCCUCCUCGUCGACACCCUGGAUCGUGGGCGCCGCUGCCGUGGGCGCAGGCGUCAUUGGCUACAACUUCCUGGGAUCCAGCAGCAAGACGGCCAAGGCUGACGCUCCCAAGCCCUCCGAGGAUGCACAGAAAAUGGACAAGCAGGGCCCUGCGCCCAGCAAGACCUUCACGGGUGGGGAGCAAGGAUUCGUCGAUCUGAAGCUCGCGGAGAUCAUCCCGUACAACCACAAUACCAAGAUGUUCAAAUUCGAGUUGCCGGACAAGGACCAUGUGAGCGGGUUGAACGUUGCUUCUGCCAUCAUCACAAAAUUCAAACCGGCCGAUCAGGAAAAGCCGGUCAUCAGGCCCUACACGCCCAUCAAUGAUGAAGACGUCAAGGGCUAUCUCGAACUUCUGGUCAAAGUCUACCCCAACGGGCCUAUGUCCGAACACAUCCACGGCAUGAAACCAGGUGAAACCCUCUCGUUCAAAGGUCCCAUCCCGAAAUACCCCUGGGCGCCCAACAAGCACGAGCAUAUAACCCUGAUCGCCGGCGGCACGGGCAUCACGCCCAUGUACCAGCUGAUCCGCGCCAUCUUCAAGAACCCCGAGGACAAGACCAAAGUCUCGCUCAUCUUCGGGAACAUCAAGGAAGAAGACAUCCUGCUCAAGCAGGAGCUGUCUAAGCUGGAGAACGAGUUCCCCCAGCGGUUCCGGUGCUUCUUUACCCUGGACAACCCGCCCGAGAGCUGGCCGUACGGCAAGGGCUUCAUCACCAAGGAAUUGUUGAAGGAGGUCAUCCCGGAUCCGAAGAGCGAGAACAUCAAGAUCUUCGUCUGUGGACCUCCGGGCAUGUACAAGGCGAUCAGCGGCGCGAAGACGUCUCCGCAAGACCAGGGCGAGUUGACCGGCAUCCUGAAGGAGCUGGGCUACACCAAGGACCAAGUGUUCAAGUUUUAGAUGUUGGUGGGUGAAGCAUCUUGUGUCUUUCGCCAAUAGAUAUAAAUUUUCCGCCCUAGAGAGAGGGGGAGGGAGAAGGAGACAAAGAGAACAAGAGCAGAAAGAAAAGUUGAUGCUGGGAAAAGAAUAAAGAGGUCAUCCUGAACCAAAGUGUACAACAGUCAACAAAACUAUUGUACAUAUAUAGAGGCACUCUGAUCAAUCAUGAGAUUGUCCAACGGUACCGAACAAACAAAAAUCCACUAGAUUGUCAAUAUGGAAGCUUCUGACACUACCAAA
Messenger RNA from Cladophialophora immunda, 1412 nucleotides. RefSeq lists its product as uncharacterized. Bases 114 to 1133 code for a protein of 339 amino acids. The transcript has 4 exons. Gene Ontology annotation, molecular function: cytochrome-b5 reductase activity, acting on NAD(P)H. The record is from RefSeq and is a predicted model, not a curated record. NCBI's taxonomy places the organism in Eukaryota, Fungi, Ascomycota, Eurotiomycetes, Chaetothyriales, Herpotrichiellaceae. Gene Ontology annotation, biological process: ergosterol biosynthetic process.